This is a messenger RNA of Xenopus tropicalis (tropical clawed frog), 3102 nucleotides long. It is a transcript of the gene tlr2, whose product is annotated as toll like receptor 2. NCBI's taxonomy places the organism in Eukaryota, Metazoa, Chordata, Amphibia, Anura, Pipidae. The record is from RefSeq and is a predicted model, not a curated record. Bases 465 to 2807 code for a protein of 780 amino acids. The transcript has 3 exons. Gene Ontology annotation, molecular function: transmembrane signaling receptor activity. Gene Ontology annotation, biological process: toll-like receptor signaling pathway; immune response; signal transduction. Gene Ontology annotation, cellular component: plasma membrane; membrane.
CAGGCUGAAGCUGGAGAAUCAGUCAGGGAUUUCCCCUGCUCCAUAGCUAUACAGAAUAGAAAAGUAUCUCCUCCCACAGAGGAUUGCGUGAGCUGCUCAGCCCUGUCACUUGAUCUCUUAGUGUUCGACAAAACUUAGCAGGAGUGGGCCAGACUCACAGAACCGAGCUAGGGGAGUCACGCUCUGCUUAGAAAUCACCUUCCGGAAUCCAGCACCCAGCAAGGAUCUCGGCCCCCUCACAAGCUGAAUGCAGGUUUGUAUGAACCGAGGAAAAACAUUCCGUCUCUCCAUAGAGCUAUGGGCUGCAGAAUUCACUCUGAAACUGCCAGAAACUGCUCCAUUGCUCACAGAAAAAGGCUGCCAUAGCAGCAGAACAGUUGGCUUGUAGUGCUAAUCCCUGGAACUUUUGUGAAAGUGCACAUACUCGCCUGCAAUUCCAGUUAUACAGGGGUCCUGUGUGCAAAAUGAUGCAAUCUAUAUCCCUGAGCUGCCUUAUCCUCUCCCUGGUUGUUACAGUACUUUCCAAAGGGAAUACAGACUGCCCCUGUGACGCAGCAAAUUUCUGCCAUUGUUCCUCCAUGCACUGGGAGGCUAUUCCAUCUGGAUUGCCAAGAGAUGUCAGGGGAUUAAACCUGUCCAGCAAUGCCAUACAGAUUGUCACUGAGACUGACCUGCAACCCUAUGACCAACUGCAGACACUCCUGCUGCAGUAUAAUGCAAUACACACUAUAAAUGACGGCUCAUUCCAACCACUUGGAAACCUUGAAGAAUUAGAUUUAUCAUACAACAAUUUAAGUCACUUAUCAUCCGCUUGGUUUAGAAAUUUGUACAACUUAAAGCACUUAAAUCUCCUAGGUAACCAAUACUUAACACUUGGAAAUAAUUCACUAUUUGCCAGUCUUUCCUCCUUAAGAUCAUUACAGUUCGGAAAUCAGGAUUUUUCUGCUAUUCAGAAGCUUCAUUUUGAGAGUUUAGAGAGACUUAAUAUACUUGAAAUAAAGGCGGCACAACUUGGACUGUAUGAAGAGGGGAGCCUUGCAGCAAUAAAGCAAAUAAACCAUGCUGUUUUGACAGUGAAUAUUCAGAACCUACGUGCGCUGCUAAAUGACUUUAUACAUUCUGUGACCCUGCUAGAAAUGAAAGACAUGCAGUUUGGCGAUGCUGCUGAUGUGAAAGCUAUGGUGAUACUCAAUGAUACCAGUAUUAAGUACUUGGUCUUCAGGAACUGUAUUAUAACAGACCAAAGUGCAUCAAGAUUACUUGAAAUUUUUCAGACUUACAGAAACAUAACAGAUUUUAUAUUGGAUGAUAGCACACUUUAUGGAACAGGGACAGCAUCCCCAGUAAUUGGAGAUGACCCCUUUUCUGUUACUACAGCCAUUAUAAAUAAAUUGCACAUACCCAAGUUUUUCUUGUUUUCUGACCUGCAAGGAAUAUAUAAACUUGCUUCUAAUUUUAAAAAUAUUGCUUGUAUAGACAGCAAAGUUUUCUUAAUGCCAUGUGCUUUUUCACGGUCUUUUUCUUCUCUUCAGUACCUGGACCUCAGUGGAAAUCUCCUUUCGGAUAACCUGUUGGCAAGCUCGGCAUGUGCCUUUGAAGGCGGGGGUGCAUGGCCCAUAUUGCAGACUUUAAAUGUCAGUAGAAAUCUUCUGACCUCUUUGCGGAGACUUGCACAAAUAACGUCUGGCCUGAAAUACCUCACUAACCUGGAUGUCAGUCAAAAUAAUUUUGGUGAAUUAUCAACUUCUACUUGCCAAUGGCCUAAAAGCCUUAAAUACCUGAACAUCUCAAGCAGUCAGAUGAGUAAUAUAACUUGCAUUCCUCCAACUUUACAGAUCUUGGAUGUGAGUUCAAAUUAUCUCACAGUAUUUACAAUUAAAAUGCCAAAUUUGACAGAACUUUACAUAUCCAACAACAGACUGAGUAAGUUACCAGAAGGCAUGUAUUUUCCAAGGUUAUUUAUGUUAAGUAUAGAUAGAAACAAACUAAAUGACUUCUACCAGUCAGAUUUGGAUCUGUUUCCCCAACUCACUACACUGGAUGGAAGAGACAACAAUUAUUUAUGUUCUUGCCAAUUUUUAAGCUUUAUGCAUUCCCAUACAAUUGCUUUGGUAGGUUGGCCCGAUGACUACAUAUGUGAUUCUCCUUCUUCAGUAAGAGGCAAACGGAUACAAGAUGCAAACCUGCCUCCCCUGGUGUGCCAUAAAACACUAAUUGUAACACUGUCCUGUAUUCUCUUGAUAGCACUUGUAGCAGCUAUUGCAGCUCUUUGCCACUUCCUUCAUGUUGUAUGGUAUGCAAAGAUGACCUGGGCCUGGCUAAAAGCCAAAAGAAAGCCCCUGAAAAACUGUGACAGAGAGAUUUGUUAUAAUGGGUUUGUUUCUUACAGUGAAAGAGACUCUGAAUGGGUUGAGAAUAUGAUGGUGCCAAAGCUGGAAAAUGCUGUCCCGCCAAUGAAACUGUGCUUGCAUAAGCGCGACUUUGUACCCGGCAAGUGGAUUAUUGAUAACAUUAUAGAUGCAAUGGAGAAGAGCUAUAAAACCGUGUUUGUGCUCUCCGAGCACUUUGUCAGAAGUGAAUGGUGCAAGUACGAGCUGGAAUUCUCUCACUUCCGUCUCUUUGAUGAAAAUAACGACACCGCCAUUUUGAUUCUUUUGGAGCCCAUUGAGAACGAAACUGUCCCAAAACGAUUCUGCAAGCUGAGGAAGCUCAUGAACACUAAAACAUACUUGGAGUGGCCUACGGACGAGGAGCAGCAAGAAGUAUUCUGGGAUAAUUUGAAAACAGCGUUGCAGUCAGAAUACUAAACUCAUUUUUGGGUCAAAUAUAAACAUUUCUGUUACUACAUGGUAAAGUUCUCCAUUAAAAAAAAUAUAAUUCUCAGCAAUUUUCCAAUCCAAUCAAUUUUAGAGCUGUUUGCAAAUGUGAGGAGUUGCGGACCUAGACAUGAUCAGCCUUUGAUCUGGAACCUUAUGAGUCUGGGGUUCCAUUCCCUGUGAAAACUGCUUGUGGCCCUGGACAUGUCACUAAGGGGGCCAUUUACUAAUGCUCAGAUUUUGUUUCCCUGAUUCGGAUUUUUUAGCACUAAAAGUUGCAGAAAAA